This is a messenger RNA of Fibroporia radiculosa, 1383 nucleotides long. RefSeq lists its product as uncharacterized. Lineage: Eukaryota; Fungi; Basidiomycota; Agaricomycetes; Polyporales; Fibroporiaceae. Gene Ontology annotation, biological process: carbohydrate metabolic process. The transcript has 7 exons. The record is from RefSeq and is a predicted model, not a curated record. Bases 1 to 1383 code for a protein of 460 amino acids.
AUGCCCCAUGUCAAAAACUUAAGAAACUACAGUGGAUAUUUCUACACAAUUGACCCAUUCUUCUCUGAUGAAAAUUUCUUGACAAAGCUUAACAACAGGACAUCAGGUAUUGCUGGGCCCAUCCUCGUCGACGGUGCUAAGCGUGAUCAGACUGUCUGGGCAGGCGAUAUGGGCGUAUCAUUGCCUACAGGAUUCGUAUCCACGAACGAUCUCUUUCCCGCGCGCAAUUCACUCUCAACGUCACUUUCUCUUCAAGAUCCAACGACUGGUGCACUUCCAUUUGCUGGCCCGCCUGUAUACGGAUAUGUUAGCGACACUUACCAUGCUUGGACGCUUCUUGGUGCAUACAAUUAUUACCUGUAUUCCGGCGAUAUCACAUGGUUGCGGACUUCCUGGAACAACUAUACGAAAGCGGUUGCAUAUUUAGCCAACAAGGUGGAUAGCUCAGGCUUGCUAGAUGUUACAGGGAUCGAGGAUUGGGGGCGCCUCUGGCAGGGUGACUAUAAUUCAGAAGCGAAUGCGAUAUACUACAAGGCUAGCAGUUGGCUUCUGCACGUUGUCGAACUGGCAGGAUAUAUGAAUGACUCGUCUCUCGCAGCAACUUAUGCCAAUAACGCUUCCGCGCUCAAGGCGAUGUUCAACGAGAAAUUCUGGCUGUCUUCUGCGGGCAUGUACCGCAACAAUUUAACGUCGACAAUGUGCCCCCAAGAUGCCAAUUUGUUCGCGGUGUUAUUCAGCCUGACUACAUCCGCCGAACAGGCAUCUUCUGUUAGCGAGGGAUUGACAAAAAAAUGGGGUGCAUAUGGCUCCGUAUCCCCCGAGCUUCCAGAGACUGUUGCGCCCUUCAUCGGCAGCUUCGAGAUCCAGGCGCAUUUCUUGUCUGGAAACGAUGCCCGCGCUAUGGAACUUCUGCACCUCGAGUGGGGUUAUAUGUUGUAUACCCCGCUUAGCGUCCAAUCGACGCUGCUCGAAGGAUACACAUCGAACGGAUCGCUCUACUACCGCUCAUACGACGGAUACAACUAUGACCCGUCAUACACGAGCCAUUCGCAUGGAUGGAGCACAGGCCCAACAUAUGCAUUCACGUUUUACGUGCUCGGCCUCACGCUAACCUCCCCCAUGGGUCAGACAUGGUCCGUAGCACCUCAUACGUCUGGAUUAUCAUUCGCUCAAGGCGGGUUCGAGACUCCGCUUGGGUGGUUCGGCGUAGAAUGGAAGUCUACUGGGAACUCUUUUACUAUCGCGCGAACGAUGCCGGAAGGAACCAGUGGAGUGGUGGUGCUUCCGAUAACGGGAACGAUCACUCUGGAUGGGAAUGCUGUGCAACAGACUGGGAUGCUAUCAAUAGACGGAGGGAACCAUACGGUUUCUGUACAGGAAUAA